AUGUCGAAGCACAUGCAGGCACCGGACUUUCUGGCCAAAGACGACCUCACACAAGCAGCAUACUUUCACGCCAAGCACCACCUCCACUCUGACAUCCUCGCACACAGUCUACGAGUAUGCAUGUACGCGAUCGCUUUUUCGAAACAUGAAGGCACAAAAUGGCACUCGGGCCGCAACAUAGCACUUCUCUCCACCGCAUGUCUCUUCCACGAUAUUGGAACGGCAGACAGCUACGACACCGGCCCAGUCCGCUUCGAGAUCGAAGGUGCGGAUGCUGCUACGAAGUUCCUAACGAAGCAUGGCGUGUCUCCGGAGGAUGCACUUGAAGUCUGGGUCGCGAUAACGCUCCAUGACACACCACAGAUCGCAGAGAGGAUCUCGGACCUCGCACGUUUGGUGCGGUUGGCUGUGUUGACCGAUUUCGGGAAGAAAGAUGCAUCUGGCACAAUCAGCAAGGAGGACACUCAAGCCGCUGAGCAGGAGUUUCCGAGGGGGAGUAUUGAGAAGGUUCUUAGUGAUGCUGUGGUGGCGCAGGCGAUGAAGCAGAGCGGCAAGGCACCAAGGCAUUGUUGGCCCGGUGACUUGUAUCGGGCGAAGAUGGAGGAGCCGGGAUGGGAGGGGGUCAACAAGGCGUUUUGA
Molecule: messenger RNA, 639 nt
Organism: Fulvia fulva
Lineage: Eukaryota; Fungi; Ascomycota; Dothideomycetes; Mycosphaerellales; Mycosphaerellaceae
Exons: 1
Coding region: 1-639 (212 amino acids)
Source: RefSeq, a predicted model, not a curated record